Messenger RNA from Impatiens glandulifera, 419 nucleotides. RefSeq lists its product as uncharacterized. Bases 42 to 254 code for a protein of 70 amino acids. Lineage: Eukaryota; Viridiplantae; Streptophyta; Magnoliopsida; Ericales; Balsaminaceae. The record is from RefSeq and is a predicted model, not a curated record. The transcript has a single exon.
CUUCAUCCAAACCACAACUAGUAUUAUUGUAGAUUGAUUAUAUGAUGAAAGACUGGGCAGCUCCUAUAAUAGCAUCGGCCCUGUUUGCGUUUCUUUCGCCGGGAUUGUUGUUUCAGAUACCGGGAAAGAGUCGACCGGUUAAUUUCUUGAAUAUGAAAACAAGUAUGGCUGCUAUUCUUCUCCACACACUAAUCUAUGCCUUGUUGCUUAUUCUUUUACUUGUUAUUUUCAACUUUCAUCUUUAUCUCUACUAAACCAUGCAUUAUUAUUAUAUCCAUCUUUCAUCAAUUGUUGCUAUCGUUCUUAGAAAUAUGUCUUUCAUUUCUUUGAUGUAACAUCCGUACUCAUAAUAAUUUAUCGCUUAUUGAGUUGUCAUAUGUCAAUCGAGGAUCUAUAUAUGGCUCAUGUUUGUUUGUUCU